Eurypyga helias (sunbittern) is the source of this 1500-nucleotide messenger RNA. RefSeq names its product actin-related protein 10 homolog (S. cerevisiae) (gene ACTR10). Gene Ontology annotation, biological process: retrograde axonal transport of mitochondrion. Bases 1 to 1419 code for a protein of 472 amino acids. The transcript is spliced from 13 exons. The record is from RefSeq and is a predicted model, not a curated record. Lineage: Eukaryota; Metazoa; Chordata; Aves; Eurypygiformes; Eurypygidae.
AUGUUGCUGGUCAGUGGUAGAAUAGGCCACCGGACCUGCGUGAUUGUGAGCAUCACGUUUUUGCCUUUUCUUCCAAGUGAACGUCACAGACAACGAGGGUUUGGAGAAGGCGCGAUAACAGAAUGUUGCCUCUGUUUACUGGGAGCUUCAGUGAAAACUGUGGGCCUGUAUGGAGGAUACAGGAAGGCCCAGUAUGUUAAGCAGAGACUUCAAAUGAUAAGGUUUUCAACAUUUUCUUUUAGGUGUGGUUUUGCAGGAGAAACAGGACCAAGAUGCAUUAUUCCUAGUGAAAUAAAGAAACCUGAUGUCGCAAAGCCUGUCAAAGUUGUUCAGUAUAAUAUUAAUACAGAAGAGCUAUAUUCAUAUCUGAAGGAAUUUAUCCAUGUGCUGUAUUUCAGACAUCUGUUGGUGAAUCCCAGAGACCGCCGUGUUGUGAUCAUAGAGUCUGUCUUGUGCCCGUCGCGCUUCAGAGACACGCUCACGAGAGUCCUUUUCAACCACUUUGAGGUACCUUCUGUUUUGUUUGCUCCGAGUCAUCUAAUGUCUUUGCUGACACUUGGGAUCAAUUCUGCCAUGGUGCUGGACUGUGGAUAUGCAGAAAGCUUGGUGCUGCCUAUAUACGAGGGAAUUCCGAUUCUGAGCUGCUGGGGUUCUCUUCCUCUGGGAGGAAAGGCUAUCCACAAAGAGCUGGAAUACCAGUUGCUGGAGCAGUGCACAGUUGAUACAGGCUUAGCCAAGGGACAAAGCCUUCCGUCUGUGAUAGGCUCAGUUCCAGAAGACAUCGUAGAGGAUAUAAAAGUCCGCACAUGUUUUGUGAGUGAUCUCCAACGUGGACUGAAAAUCCAAGCAGCCAAGUUCAACAUGGAUGGCAGUGCUGAGCGGCCUUCACCGCCUCCGGACGUGGACUAUCCGUUAGACGGAGAAAAGAUUCUCCAUGUAGUUGGCCCCGUCAGAGACUCUGUUGUCGAAAUACUGUUUGAACAGGAUAAUGAAGAGACGUCUGUUGCCACUUUGAUCUUGGAUUCACUCAUUCAGUGUCCCAUAGACACCAGGAAGCAGUUGGCAGACAACUUGGUAGUUAUUGGUGGCACUGCGAUGUUGCCAGGAUUCCUUCACAGGCUCAUGGCUGAAAUCAGAUACCUGGUAGAGAAAUCGAAAUACAGAGAAGCUCUCACCACGAAAACCUUCAGAAUUCACACUCCACCUGCCAAACCCAACUGCGUGGCGUGGCUGGGAGGAGCCAUUUUUGGAGCGCUUCAGGACAUACUUGGGAGCCGGUCUGUGUCCAAAGAAUAUUACAGCCAGACAGGCCGCAUACCUGACUGGUGCUGUCUUAAUAACCCUCCACUGGAAAUGAUGUUUGACGUUGGAAAAGCGCCCCCACCGUUGAUGAAGAGGGCUUUUUCUACUGAGAAAUAAGCACCGAAAUGCUACGUAAGGAUUCUCCUCAUUGCUUUCAAGUAGGUAUAAGUGCGUUGGCUUUUUUUGUUCAUGAAGCAA